ACUUUAGUAAAUGAUUAUCUUUACUCCAGCAGAAGGUAAAGGUUAGUGAGUCGAUUGGUGGAACAAAACGCAGCUUCUGGUUUUCCACCUCUCCAUACAAAGACGUUGUUAUUGUUACUCUUUCUAGUGCUUUUGCAUUUCACAGACAAGAUGAAGUUGGAGGAGUAUUUCCAGAGGAUUGGCUUUCGUGGGUUUCGUGACAAAGCAGAUCUUGCAACGCUGAAGGCGAUCCACAAGCUGCACGUCAUGUCGAUCCCAUUCGAAAACCUCAGCAUUCACUGCGGUGAGCGGAUCUCCAUGGACCUGGAGCUCAUUUUCAAUAAGCUGGUGAGGAGCAAACGUGGAGGCUGGUGCCUUGAGAACAACUACCUGUUUGGAUGGGUGCUGAAGGAAAUGGGCUUCAACACCACAACCUUGGGUGCCAACGUUUUCAGCAGUGCCCUCAACGACUAUGUUCCGGUAGAGAAUCAUCUCAUCAACCAAGUCAUGAUUGAUGGGAAAGCUUACAUCGCAGACGUGAGCUUUGGAGUGUCAUCCCAGGUGUUGGAGCCGCUGGAGCUCAUCUCGGAAAAGGAUCAGCCUCAAGCGCCGGGUGUCUUUUGUCUCACAAACAAUGGGGACACGUGGGUGCUGGAAAAGUCUGCUAGAAAACCAGAAGUGAUGAAUCCAGAUUUUGCCAAGUCCACCUUGAUAAACAGGAAAGAAAAAUACGCGAUUUAUAAAUUCACUUUGGCAUCUCGUGAGGCAGAACAUUUUCGAGUUCAAAAUGAUAAUCUUCAAACCAACCCAUUCUCCCUUUUCACCAAUAAAUCCAUCUGCUCUUUGCAAACCCCAACAGGGUUUAGGGCUCUGGUGGGAUGGACCUUCAGUGAGGUCACCUACAAACCUGAGGAAGGAGUUGACCUUAUAGACAUGAGGGACGUACCUGAUGACGAGAUAGAAAACGUUCUGAGGGAAAAGUUUAAUGUACUUUUGACCAACAAACUAAAGUCUCGAAACCAGAAAACUUCCUACACCAUCUGAGUCACAACUCCUUUUAAAAUAUGAAACCAAAGAAUGUGUUUUAUGUUGAUUGCAUUACUGACCGUAUGCAGUAAAUAUCUUGUUUUGAUUUUGUAUUGCAUGAAAAAGCUUUACAUUUUUGUGUUGUGGAAAUAUUGCACUCUAACCAAAAAUAAAUAAAUCAAAGAAUUAUUUUUAUUAAAGUCUUUUAAGUUUUUGGUUUUAAAAAUCUGCAUCUGUGUUUUUUGAAGUCUGUUUAGCCCACCAGAGAUUUCAUGCUUUUUGAAAUAUAAUUUUAUUGAACAUAAACUAGACCCCCUAUAGACUAUAAGACAACAAAGGUUUAGAAAAUGUAAACACGGCUGCCAAACAACAUCAUUCUGUUUUUUAUAAAGUUGGAAAAAAAAUAAACAAAAUUAAAAAAAAUCUUAGAUAACAUUAUGCAAGGAUUCAAAGUAAUAUUAGGUAUGAAAAAUAUUGUGAGGUUUCAAGAAAGAUCAAAAUAUUUUUCACGAAAAAUUCUUGGAAUUUAUUUUAAUUACUUAUUUGAAUGUAUUGAUAUGCAUGAUGAUAAGUUGGCUGAAUACUCUAUAAUUAUUUUCUUUGAUAGACGUUGUGAUAUUUCAUUUAUAAUAAAUACAAAGAAGUCACGAAAACUAAAUUUUUAGGACAUGACAAAUGUUGUUUAUUUUUUGUUUGUUUCACAAAGUGCGUCAUAUAUUACUACUUCAGCUGUAAGCUAUUUUUAAAGUUAGUCCUAAAAUAUGUUUGCUUUACAAUGUUAUAUUUAUUCAGAUAUAGGGUUUUAUGUUUCAUUUCUCUUUAUGAGUGAAUUGGGAAAUGUCUCUUUUAUAUAUCAUGUGUGAUGACUUAGUAUAAACUAAAUUUUGUAGAUUUUU
This is a messenger RNA of Oryzias latipes (Japanese medaka), 1901 nucleotides long. RefSeq names its product arylamine N-acetyltransferase, pineal gland isozyme NAT-10. Gene Ontology annotation, molecular function: arylamine N-acetyltransferase activity. Lineage: Eukaryota; Metazoa; Chordata; Actinopteri; Beloniformes; Adrianichthyidae. The record is from RefSeq and is a predicted model, not a curated record.